AUUCCUCAAACCCUCCUCCCCAAUAAACCCAAACAGCGGCAGCAAACAAUCAGCAGAAAGCAAAAGAUGGCCAAGGAGGCGGAGCUUCUGGAAACCCUAGGCGACUUCACAAGCAAAGAGAACUGGGACAAGUUCUUCACCAUCCGAGGCACCGAAGACGCCUUCGAGUGGUACGCCGAGUGGUCCGAGCUCCAAAACCCUUUGCUCUCCCACCUCCCGCCAAAACCCCAAAUCCUCGUCCCCGGCUGCGGCAGCUCCCGCCUCUCCGAGCACCUCUACGACGCCGGCUUCACCUCCAUCACCAACAUCGACUUCUCCAAGGUCGCCAUUUCCGAUUGCCUCCGCCGCAAUGUCCGGAAGAGGCCCGAUAUGCGGUGGCGCGUCAUGGACAUGACUUCAAUGCAGCUUCAGGAUGAGGCAUUUGAUGCUGUGGUUGACAAAGGAGGAUUGGAUGCGUUGAUGGAGCCGGAGCUUGGCCCGAAGCUAGGGGAUCAAUAUUUAGCAGAGGUUAGAAGAGUUUUGAAGUCUGGAGGGAAAUUUAUUUGCCUUACAUUGGCGGAGUCGCAUGUUCUAGCUCUACUUUUCCCGAAGUUCCGGUUUGGGUGGAAAAUUAGUGUCCACGCCAUACCUCACAAACCGUCUAGUAAGCCAAGUCUUCAAGCGUUUAUGGUGGUUGCUGUAAAAGAGGUGUCCGCCAAGUUGCAGAACAUCACAUCCUCGUUUAGUAAAUCUUCCUUUGCUUGUAGAGGAAGUCAGGGUCGUGGACUUCUGGAAGCUGUUGAAAAUGAAAAUGAAAUUCGUAGAGAAUACUCCUCUGCUUCAGAUAUACAGUACACUCUUGAAGACUUAAAACUUGGAGCCAGAGGAGAUUUAACUAAGCUUCGCCCGGGUCGUCGUUUUCAGCUUAAUUUGUGUGGGGGCUCUAACUUCAGUUGCAGAGCUGUAGUUCUUGAUGCUAAGGAAAUUUCUGCCAACUUUGUAUAUCACUGUGGGGUUUUUAUUGUUCCUAAGACGCGGGCUCAAGAAUGGCUGUUCUCCUCUGAAGAAGGACAAUGGAUGGUGGUAGAAAGCUCAAAGGCAGCUCGUCUAGUUAUGGUUUUAUUAGAUGCCAGCCAUGUUAAUUCCAGCAUGGAUGAUAUUCAGAAGGAUUUAUCUCCUUUGGUUAAACAAUUGGCGCCUGGAAAAGAUGACAAUGGAGCUCAAAUACCAUUCAUGAUGGCUAGUGAUGGGAUUAAACAACGAGAUAUAGUGCACCAGGUCACAUCCUCAAUAACUGGACCAAUAAUAGUUGAGGACGUGAUUUAUGAAACUGAUAAUGUUGAUAUCAGUCGCAUUCUACCAUCCAGAGAUUUGACAUUUCGUCGCCUUGUCUUCCAAAGAAGUGAGGGUCUAGUGCAGUCUGAAGCUCUUCUAUCAGAGGAAGGAUCUAAAUAUAAAAUUGGUCGUGAGAGUGAGAAGAAAAAAACACAUUCAUCUUCCAAAUCUAAAAGAAGAGGAAACCAGAGACGAAGUGAUGAGACGAGCCACCAGCUGAAGGUGUAUCAUGGAUAUUUGGCUAGUUCUUAUCAUACAGGGAUUAUUUCUGGAUUAAUGUUGAUUUCAUCUUAUUUGGAAAGCAUGGCCUCAACCCAAAAAUCAGUCAAAACUGUUGUGGUAGGUCUUGGAGCAGGUUUACUUCCUAUGUUCCUUCAUAAAUGUAUGCCUUUUAUGCACAUUGAGGCGGUGGAGUUGGAUCCCAUAGUCAUCAAACUUGCAAAAGAAUACUUUGGUUUCAUCGAAGAUGAUCACUUGCAGGUGCACAUUGCUGAUGGGAUUCAAUAUGUUAGAAAAGCUGUAAAUUUUGAUGCGGAUGAUGAAAAGUCUGCUUUUGGAGGAAAUGAGAACCGUCACUGCAAUUCUGAGCCCACAUCUUCUAAUGGAAGCCAAUUGGUGUCUCAUGUAGAAGGCCAGGGAAAUUCAAAGUUAGACAUAGUCAUUAUCGAUGUAGAUUCUGCCGACUCAAGUUCUGGAAUGACCUGCCCUGCAGCUGAUUUCGUGGACGAAUCGUUUCUUCAGAGUGUGAAGGAUGCCCUUACUGAGAAGGGUAUAUUUAUCAUAAAUUUGGUUUCACGGUCCCAAGACAUUAAAGACACUGUUAUUUCAAGGAUGAAAUUGGUGUUUAGCCAUCUCUUCUGCCUUCAGCUUGAAGAAGACGUGAACGAAGUUAUUUUUGCCCUUCCUUCAGCUUCCUGUAUCAAGGAGGAUGGCUUCGCCAAAGCCACUCUUCAACUUGAGAAAUUGUUAAAAUUGGAGCACCCGGAGAUAAGCCAAAGCAUUAUAAAUUCUUCAAAGAAGAUAAGACAUUUGAAGUGACUCCAUUUCUCUAAGACCCUCUUAUUCAUGGGAGUGACACCAAGUAUAUAUCUCUCAGAGGCUCAAAGCAGAUUUUCUCAGACAGGUAGUUAUGUCUAGACUAGUUCAUUGACACCCACAACACAAGCACACUUCUGACUGAAGAGGCAUAUUUUACAAGUAGUAAAAUGUAGAAUUACUUAUGAGUGAUAAUAUAUAAGUUAAACUAUCCACUUUUAUUAAAAAAAAUUGUGCUGUGAGAAGUGGGUAAAGUAUUUUCAGAUUUC
Messenger RNA from Fragaria vesca subsp. vesca, 2618 nucleotides. RefSeq names its product methyltransferase-like protein 13-like. The record is from RefSeq and is a predicted model, not a curated record. Bases 67 to 2352 code for a protein of 761 amino acids. The transcript is spliced from 16 exons. Lineage: Eukaryota; Viridiplantae; Streptophyta; Magnoliopsida; Rosales; Rosaceae. Gene Ontology annotation, molecular function: S-adenosylmethionine-dependent methyltransferase activity.